This is a messenger RNA of Hyalella azteca, 1614 nucleotides long. Its product is annotated as L-proline trans-4-hydroxylase. Bases 215 to 1105 code for a protein of 296 amino acids. NCBI's taxonomy places the organism in Eukaryota, Metazoa, Arthropoda, Malacostraca, Amphipoda, Hyalellidae. The record is from RefSeq and is a predicted model, not a curated record. The transcript is spliced from 7 exons.
GAGAUUCAUCUCAAGUGUCAUUACGUAUAACCGACUGAAGUUUUCCUAAAGUGCGCUAUUCUUUUUAAAGCACAUGAUUAGAAAUAAGAAUCUAACAUUUCUAACAACUUUCUAACAUUUCUAGACACCUAAAGUUAAAUUGACAACAAGGCGUUUCUUUUUCUAGAGGAAUCUUCAAGGUCUUUUUCUUGCAACGCUUGAAAACUGAAUAAUAAUGACCGCUGUGGACGAUGUGGCUGCUGCGACGUUCUCGUACGACGGCUCGGGCGACUUCACAGCCUCGGAGGAAAUGGUUCGCGCUUACGCCCAACACGGAUUCGUAAUUAUCAAGAACCUGUUCAACGAGUCAGAGAUGAAUUUGAUUCGCACUGCCAUCGAGAGCCCAGACGGCGUGCAGCGACAUGCGUACGGCAGGUCGGACGGUCAGAGGACCGCCAAACUCUGCGUAUGGCAACAUCCUGGUGAUGACGUCACCGGUGUUGCUGUCAGGCUUGAAAAAGUUGCUGGGACGAUGGAAAAAUUGAUGGGUGGAGACGAAGUGUAUCACUAUCACAGCAAGCUUAUGAUGAAAGAGGCCAAGACCGGCGGUGCAUUCUUGUGGCAUCAAGACUACGGGUACUGGUACCCGAAUGGCUGUCUUCGGCCAGACAUGGGGACGGUGUUCAUGCCAGUGGAUGCCUGCACGGAGGAGAACGGCUGUCUGCAGGUGGUGCCGGGGUCGCAUCAACUCGGCAGGCAGGACCACGAGACGCUUGGAGAACAGCUUUCUGUUGAACGAAACCGACUUAAAGAGAUCUUGGAGCGGUACCCACCGUGCCCGGUAGAGAUGGCCCCAGGCGACGCCCUGUUUUUCGACUGCAACCUGCUGCACUGCUCGUCCGAGAACAACUCCGACAAGAGGCGGUAUGCCCUCGUUUCUGCGUUCAACAAAAAGUUAAACAAUCCAUUUCUGGAGCAUCAUCACCCAUGUUACACGUUUCUGCAUAAGCUCCCCAACUCGGCUCUUCUGGAAUGCAAGAAUGUGACUGGGCUGGACGGCAAGGAUUUUUUGGAUCCCAAAAAUGAUACCUCAUACAUUUCAGGCAACAGUGGUAAAGUCCACUGAUCGAAAAAUUGACCCCGUUGAAGACAUCAGCCAAAUCAAGUGCUUUUCGUUAACGUACCGAACGAAGGACGCGUUUAGUUGCUUGAUUUUGUAACAACGAACAGGUGUAUUCCAAGGGACAGUUCAGUCAACCCGAAUAAUGAUCUAUAAAUACAGAUUUAAUUACUGAAACCUUUACUUAGAAAUGGUUAUAAAACGUUCAUUUUAUAAGAUCAAAACGGCUUUACAACAGAUAAUUAAUAUUUUUUAUAUUCCGUUUUCUGUAUCCGAUUCGUAAUAGUUUUCGCUACAAAUUGAGCUGAAAAACACAGAAAACAAAAUAUUUCUAUUUAAGGACAGACCCUGCCCUUUAGCUAAAAAAGGUAGCUAAAGGUGCCCUUUAGCUUUAAGGGUAGACCCUGCUUUAGCUUGUACAAUUGUUUGUCAAAACAUAUCGUUUUCAUUUGCGAUAAACAUGUUUGAGAAUUAUUAGAUCAUUUGUUUAUUCAUUAUUUAUUUGUAAAAAUUUA